Molecule: messenger RNA, 1638 nt
Organism: Coffea arabica (coffee)
Lineage: Eukaryota; Viridiplantae; Streptophyta; Magnoliopsida; Gentianales; Rubiaceae
Product: uricase-like
Biological process (GO): urate catabolic process; purine nucleobase catabolic process
Cellular component (GO): peroxisome
Molecular function (GO): urate oxidase activity
Source: RefSeq, a predicted model, not a curated record
UUGCCUCUAUGUAGUACGCACAUGAAAGCCUACACAAAGGUCACUCCACCACUCCUAAUUGCAAAGGGUAACGCUUCCACCAAAACAGAGGACAAAUCUGCAGAGGUAGCAUGGCAGAAGGUGCGGUUGUUGAAGGGCUGAAGCUAGAGCAGCGCCACGGCAAGGAAAGAGUGAGAGUUGGGAGAGUGUGGAGAGAUGUUGACGGCACCCAUCAUUUCGUCGAGUGGAACGUCAGCAUCCGCCUCCUCUCCGAUUGUAUCCCUGCAUAUGUCACCGGCGAUAAUUCUAACAUCGUCGCCACCGAUACCAUGAAAAACACCGUGUAUGUUAAAGCUAAGGAAUGUUCUGAACGGAUCCCAGUGGAGGUUUUUGCCAUUAAACUUGCCAACCACUUCUCUACUUUCUACCACCCGGUCACCACCGCAAUUGUCAAUAUUGCGGAAAAGCAAUGGGAGCGUGUCUCUGUAGAUGGUCAAUCCCAUAAACAUGGUUUUAAGUUGGGAUCUGAGGAGCAUACGACAGAAGUUGUAGUAAAGAAAUGCGGAGCUUUGCAGGUGGCUUCUGGUAUUGGAAAACUGAAAUUGCUUAAGACAACUCAAUCAGGCUUUGAAGGAUUUAUAAGGGACAAAUACACGAUGCUGCCAGAUACACAGGAGAGAUUAUUGGGAACUGAGGUCACUGCAUCAUGGAGAUAUGCUUUCGAUUCUCUUGAAAAUAUCCCUGUGCAGCCACUUUACUUUUUCAAUAGCUAUACUGGUGUGAAAAAGGUUUUGGUCGACACUUUCUUUGGCACUCCUAAAAUGGGAGUAUACAGUCCAUCUGUUCAGUACACUCUAUACGAGAUGGCAAAGGCUGUUCUGGGAAGGUUUCAUGAUUUAUCAUCAGUUGACUUGAAGAUGCCAAACAUUCAUUUCCUACCAGUUAACCUGUCGAGCAAAGAUAAUCCGGUCAUUGUGAAAGCUUGUGAAGAGACUGAGCAACUAGUCUUGGACAGUUGUUGUGAAAAGCAGUCAUAAGUUGCAUAGGAGGUCAUGUUUUAUGAAUCUUGUACUAAAAUGCAUCUGUGAUCUUUGGCUGAAGUCCAACUUUUAACUUCAGUGCUUCCUCUGAACUUUGUAACACUGCAGUGGCAGUGUGGAUGAGACGAUAGAAAUGAGAAAUUCUGUAGUACGCACGCUAGAUUCAUCUACAGAUAUGCUAAGCUGUAACUGCUGUCUGUAAUUGACUUUUGCAGUUUGAAGAUGAUGUAUAUUUACCAACUGAUGAACCACAUGGAGCAAUUGAAGCGAGUCUAAGCCGCAUUCGUUCGAAGAUGUAAAUGUGUAGUGCCUGGGGAAAAGUUUUCCCUACGUUGCUGAGGACUCGUGCUUGUAGAUAUGGUCAUUCUGACUGUUGUACAUGAACUCCAACGGGAUGCUUUCAUUAGCCACCCAAUUGUACAUGACUCUAAUAAUCAUCACCGGAAUAAGCUCUCUAUUAACGAUUAUGUAAAUGUGUGUGUCAGCUUUUAGUACAAAGAACAGUAUGUAACCUCAGCAUCCCAACUCACAGCAGAAGUGAUAAUUAACUGUUUUUUCCAUCACAAACUUCUUCAGCAUUUUGUGCCUGAAUAAAAGACACCGAAACGUGGUUUGUCAA